CAAUCACGCGGCCUGCACGUGACCUCCCUAACCUCGCUCCCUAGUCCUGCCCUCGCCUUCUCUUCCCGUCUUCCGCAAGGCGGCGGCAGUUCCUUCCCUCCCCGUAUGUUUGAGGGAGGGAGGUAGGGAGGGACGGAGGGAGCUGUGUAGCCAAUAGCCAUGGCGUGGGAGGAGGAGGCCGUGGAGGAGGAGGAAUACGGGGAGGAGAUGGCGGCGUCGGAGUCGGAGGCGGAGGAUGUUGUGGUGGGGCAGAUGCCGACGGUGAUGGUGCCGAAGCACAUCAAUAAGCGUUCCCUCAAGAACAAGGCGCUAUCCGUCACCCUCGACAAGAAAGCCCUCAAGGAUUUCGUGACUGGGUUCCACAAGAGGAAGAAGAAGAGAAGAAAGGAAGCACAGAAGGUUUUGCAGGAGAAGGAGAGGAAGAAGAGAAUCGAGGAGCGCAAGAGGAGAAAACAAGAGAAAGAGAUUGCUCUAUAUGGUAGAGUACUGUCAUCAGAUGAUGCUGGAUUAGAAAAUGAGGAUAUUGGCGAUGAUGGUGAGGAGAUAAAUGAUGAAUCUUUGUCUGUUUGCACAUCCUGCUUCUCACGCACCGCAUUCUUCCUCCUGCUCUUUCGUUGUCAACAUGCGCCAACUUGGAUCACAUCCAUGUCGACAGCAUACCACAACACAUGCAUCUGGGCGGUGAUUCCUGUUCUCAGGCAUCAGGUUGGCCAUGAUUCCUAAGAGGGCGGUGUGGCCGUCCAGGAUGAAGAGUAGUGACAGCGAUGAUGAACUGGGAGCAGGUUGUGGACUGGAGCAGCCGAGCCCUUGGCAGCUUGAUUUUGUGAAGGGAGAGGAUUUUGAGGCAGCGAUGUUAGCAAUCUUGCCUGAUUUGAACCAGGCAGAAGAGUAUCGACUGGAUCUAGGCUCAAUGCAGUUGUGUUGGGAGGCGUGCUUCGGGCGGAAGGCAGCAUGGGGUGUGGCAUUGGAAUGAGGUCUAACCACAGAAGUAAGCACCUCUCCUCACUAAUUAGUUAGUAGGUGGAGAAGAUCAAUUGUUUCAACUGGAAGAAAGAUGGGUGGACGGAUGGAAAGCGUGACAGUGGUAAUUUCCAUAUUUCGAGAAAAAAAGAGUGGUAAUUUUCUUAACGGUGUGAACUUUCCCUGGUAUUGAAGUGCACCAGAUCAGUUCAGUGGUAUAUUUCUAAAACUAGGAUUUUUCGGUGUCAUGGAACCAAUUUUUCC
This is a messenger RNA of Panicum hallii, 1224 nucleotides long. Its product is annotated as ribosomal RNA-processing protein 17-like. NCBI's taxonomy places the organism in Eukaryota, Viridiplantae, Streptophyta, Magnoliopsida, Poales, Poaceae. The transcript is spliced from 4 exons. The record is from RefSeq and is a predicted model, not a curated record. Gene Ontology annotation, cellular component: nucleolus. Gene Ontology annotation, molecular function: RNA binding. The coding region runs from base 160 to 723 and encodes 187 amino acids.